Molecule: messenger RNA, 1419 nt
Organism: Quercus robur (English oak)
Lineage: Eukaryota; Viridiplantae; Streptophyta; Magnoliopsida; Fagales; Fagaceae
Exons: 3
Coding region: 1-1419 (472 amino acids)
Molecular function (GO): zinc ion binding
Source: RefSeq, a predicted model, not a curated record
AUGGAUGGGGGAAUUGAUAUUGAUGCCAGCCGAGAUGUGUACGAAGAGUUCAUUGAUACUGAUGGACCAGGGGAUGAAGCGGAGGUCUUAGAUGGACAACAUAUCGAAAACAACGGGGAGGAUUGCCCUACUAUAGUUCCUAUCCUAGAAUGGUUCACAUCAAACACAUGUGACAAUAUUAAUGACCCAUCACCUACAUUGGGUACAGGACAGCUUACAAAUUCGGACAUUGUAACCACGUUAAAGUGCGACCCCCGUGUCCCAGGGACUUGUAUAUUCAACUCCGCGUUUUGGGCUUUCGGUCCGUGUAUUAGAGGGUUUAGGCAUUGCAGGCCAGUGAUAAGCAUAGAUGCAACGUACCUCUAUGGCAAGUACAAAGGAAAGUUGUUGAUAGCAAUGGCAACAGAUGGUAACAACGAGGUUUAUCCACUUGCGUUUGCCAUUGUUAAAAGCGAGAGCACAGAGACCUGGGGAUGGCAUCGUGGGAUACAAUCAUGCUUCGAUGACACCAGUAGGGGCUACUUGCAACCGCCCUUAACCCAUCACCGGUAUUGCCUCCGCCAUUUAGUAAGCAAUGUUAACACUAACUUCAAUAGUGUGGCAUUGAAGAACUUACUAUGGAAGGUAGCAACUGCGAAUCAAGUUAGGAAGUUUGAAAACACCAUAGAUUGCAUCAAGAAUGUCAACCUGACUAUGUACGACUAUCUUAAGGAGGUAGAUCAAGAAAAGUGGACACUUGUACAUGACCAUGGGCACCGAUAUAGGGCAAUGACAACCAACCUGUCAAAGUGCUUCAAUGGGGUACUUAAGGGCGCACGUAGCUUGCCCAUAACUGCAAUGGCGAAGUUCACAUUUUAUAAGGUGAACUCGUACUUUGAUGAUCGUCGAAACAAAACCCUAGAGCAGUUGCAAGAGGGGCAAGUGUGGUGCAAAUAUGCCUAUGACAAGUUCGAGGCAAAUCAAGAGAAGGCAAAGCUCUAUAUGGUUAGAAGGAUGAGUGCGCAACAACAAUCGUAUACAGUGGAGACAUGGUCUUCACUGUUGAACACUGGUGAGGGAGCUCACACCCAUAGGGUUUCCCUCAUGGACAUGACAUGCACGUGCGAGAAAUGGGAAGCAAACAAGAUCCCCUAUUCACACUUGAUAGCAGUUUGUGCCAAGCACAACCGCGAUGCCACGGAGUAUAUGGAUCGUUUCUACCGCAUGGAAGAACGAUGUCACAGCUACGAGCCGAUAUUCCAACCACUGAAAGAUAGGUUAGAAUGGCCAGAGCUAGAAGAAAGGAGAACCGUGAUGCCAAACCUGCGGUUGAUCCGAGAGGAAGGUCAGCUGAAGUCCACUAGAAUCCGCAAUGAAAUGGAUGACGAGGAUAGGGAGUUGCCAACCUCAUUGUGGAUUGAUAAUGGACCAAAGUCAUAG